Molecule: messenger RNA, 1652 nt
Organism: Cadophora gregata
Lineage: Eukaryota; Fungi; Ascomycota; Leotiomycetes; Helotiales; Ploettnerulaceae
Exons: 3
Coding region: 587-1429 (280 amino acids)
Source: RefSeq, a predicted model, not a curated record
AUUUCAACAAGUAAUGGCCGGAGCCGGUGUGAACGGGAGCAUAUUUUGAUCAAUCCUCUUGAGAUACGGUAGCUAUCCUGAAGAGGGGUGUGGCUGUUUGACUGUGUAUCCGGUUGCCCUCUUCGACUCGGACCUUCGAGACGGCUGCCGUCACCCUAGAAACAAGCAGGGAAUAUGCAGCACUUUGACGCUCAAUAUCUGCCCAUUCGAGAGGUUCAACACUUUGUAUCUCCAUCUGGAUCCUCUUGCGUUGUUUGCUGUCUGUAUUUCAGGAGCCCCAGUUCAAUCCCCAGCUGGAUCGCAUUUUCUCCUCACCCAGGCUGUUUCCCUAGAAAGAAUUUUAUCCAAAUGUUUGCUGUAAUGCCCGACAGAUCACCAUGAACCCAAGUUUUUGCCAAUCAUUUCUGCUGAGAAGGGCACAUACAUUUGACGACGGACUCGAGUUUGAUGACUGCCCACAACCCCGGAUGGAAAUCGCAGGUUUAUGAGCUGUUUGCUCCUUGCCCGCUUUGAGGGCGUCUUAAAGUAAAAAUCGUGUCUAGAGGCUCUUACUAUAGUACAAACUCGUCUCUACACGGUGAAGCGCAUGCCCAUCCCACAUAAACGCCUGGCGGUCUUUCUCAAAGCCUCCAUCGAGCAGAGGCAUACCCAUAAGGGGCAACAAUCAUAUAGCCAUAUUUCUGGUCCUGCUCGAAGUCUUGUUCAACCGGUUGAGCAUACUGCUAUUUUUCACAAAGUCGCUAUCACCAUGUCACAUCGAUCAUCUCGACGUGCCCGCUCCUCUCGCAGAUUUUCCUGCUCGUUCUCCGGGUGUAAUAGCACAUUCACUCGUUCCCGAGAUGCGAGAAGACACGAACGCAAUGUUCACGAGACAGAGAAGAGAUACUGUCCAUACGCAGGCUGCAGAUUUAGAGGGACCGUACGCCAGUAUAUAUUGCGCAAUCAUCUGAAUGAAUGUCACUCAUCUCUUUAUUCCACCGGACUUGAUGAUUCCUUGGAUAUAUCUGCAAACAGCUUACCUCCCUCACGCCUACGCCCCCCGGCAGAGUCCUCAAACUCGUCGUACCCCUUCGUUGAACAAUUGAAUUCCAACUUCAUAUCAGACAUCUACGCUGCGAGCCAACAGAGCCACAAUGAAACCCCGCUCGGCGACUCACCAUCUGUAAAAGGAUAUGGAAGCGUUGGCUACAAUGCAUGGACACAGAAUGAAGUAGAGUUUGGAAGUUUUUUUAUUGAUAGCGGGUUCGAACAUGAAGUCUUGCCUGUGCUUCGUCCCAUCGCACUGCCUUUGCAUGGCCAUGCAGACUACCGACUCUGUUGGCUCAGCAAAUGCAAUGUAGCUUUGUCUCUGGAUGGAAAUGGGCUGACGCAUUGGGAUCAACAAGUGAGAUAUGGUAUACAUGACGGUGGCAACAAUGUUGUGAUGUGAAUUUGGUUAGGACGCGGGGCAAUUUUGGGUUGAAGGGCUACAGGAGCCAUGUUCAAUGAGGAGACUUGAGUCUAUUGCUAUUCUGGGUUGGAGAUGUAGCUUCACCGUUUAAUCAUGUUACUGAAGUCUGCGAAACUACGAGUCGGUCGGUACAGUUUCUAUGAGGGACACGUCUGCAAAGAUUACCACUCCACAUUCAUCUCGAGACUUUGAUCAAUCAGUG